AUGAGCGCUUCUUACAACCCGGACGAGAGCGGGCCCGUCAAGGCAGACAAGGUCAACUACAUCUGCGCCGAUUGUGGACAGAAGAACAACAUCCAAAUGCGCGAGGUCAUUCGUUGUCGGUCAUGCGGACACCGAGUCAUGUACAAAGAGCGUACAAAGAAAAUGGUGCAAUUUCUCGCAGUCUGA
Protomyces lactucae-debilis is the source of this 186-nucleotide messenger RNA. RefSeq names its product DNA directed RNA polymerase. Gene Ontology annotation, cellular component: RNA polymerase III complex; RNA polymerase I complex; RNA polymerase II, core complex. Gene Ontology annotation, biological process: DNA-templated transcription. The record is from RefSeq and is a predicted model, not a curated record. Lineage: Eukaryota; Fungi; Ascomycota; Taphrinomycetes; Taphrinales; Protomycetaceae. The transcript is spliced from 2 exons. Gene Ontology annotation, molecular function: zinc ion binding; DNA-directed RNA polymerase activity; DNA binding. Bases 1 to 186 code for a protein of 61 amino acids.